Cryptotermes secundus is the source of this 2519-nucleotide messenger RNA. Its product is annotated as transmembrane protein 87A. Gene Ontology annotation, cellular component: membrane; Golgi apparatus. Gene Ontology annotation, biological process: retrograde transport, endosome to Golgi. The transcript has 15 exons. NCBI's taxonomy places the organism in Eukaryota, Metazoa, Arthropoda, Insecta, Blattodea, Kalotermitidae. The record is from RefSeq and is a predicted model, not a curated record. The coding region runs from base 35 to 1753 and encodes 572 amino acids.
GGUGUUUCCUGUUAGUUUCGUCAAUGCUUGCUGUAUGGUUGUGAAGAUGUCAUCCAUACGUACCUUAACGAAAUAUUAUAUUGUCAGCUUUUUAAUUUUUAUUGCUUUGGCAUUUCCAGAUCAAGGGAAGCGGGAUUUCGUUCUAAGCCAGGAGAAAAAGUCUGUCGCUGUUCCGAAGAGUUUAUUUAAAGGAUCCCAAAUUUUCAUUAAGAUUUCAUGUAACACCAAGGCUGCAGACAGAAAAAUCACAAUUACGUGGGUUCUGUCGAGGUUGCAUUGUUGGCAGGAUUUCUUACGAUAUGAAGAUGAACUGAAUCCAGGACAGACACAGCUGUCAGGCUUACUGACUGAUGGAGAUAACAAGACUCGUCAUAUGGAUCCUGUAAUAUCACACUUCGACUGUUCUCCUCACAUUGUUUUGGAAGAGUUUAAAGGUUCAGAAUCAAAGAAACCACCAGCUGCUGCUGUGCCUGAUGAUGUGAAAGAUGAAAGUGUUCUGAAUGUGGGUCAUAAAAGCAAAAGAGAGGAAAAAGCAGAGAAAUCGUCUAAAGAGGCGCAUUUGACGGAUGACAAACCGCAGUCUCCGAAAAAUAUCCAGAAUCCUGGUCAGCUUCCUACAGAACAUCCAGUAUAUACCAUUGGUGCAGAUGGGGUGUACUUACUGCAACUUACAAUUGACAGUAAAAGUGAGUUUACUGCUAAUGUCAGUAUUCACAUGCAAGGCAAAUACGGUUACUUAUCAGCAGCAGACUGGCCUCUCUUACCAUUCUAUGGAGCCAUGUGUCUGGUGUAUGUAAUACUUGGUUUAGCAUGGCUCAUUGUGUCUUUCUGCCAGUGGCGUGAUUUGCUAAGAAUACAGUUCUGGAUUGGUGGUGUAAUUCUUCUUGGUAUGCUGGAAAAAGCAACGUUUUAUGCGGAAUAUCAGAGCAUCAAUUCCACUGGUGUGUCAGUGAAAGGAGCCAUAUUGCUGGCUGAACUUGUAUCUUGUGGUAAAAGGACACUAGCUAGAAUGUUAGUCAUUAUUGUCAGUCUUGGCUUUGGAAUAGUCAAGCCUCGUCUUGGUCCAAUGCUACAUCGAGUUGUGGGAACAGGUCUUUUAUACUUCACACUGGCAGCAAUUGAGAGCUAUCUUCGUGUGAUGCAUCCAAAGAAUGACCCAUCAAAUCAGACACUGGUAGCCAGUAUUCCUCUUGCCGUGCUAGAUUCUGCUAUUUGCUGGUGGAUCUUCACUAGUCUUGUACAAACUACAAGGACCCUCAGGUUGCGCAGAAAUUUGGUGAAACUGUCCCUCUACAGGCAUUUCACGAACACACUCAUAUUUGCAGUGAUCUCUUCAGUUGUCUUUAUGCUUUAUUCAAUAAAGUAUCAUCGCUUUGCUAUAUGUCUCACAGACUGGAAGGAGCUGUGGGUGGAUGAAGCAUACUGGCAUCUUUUGUUCUCUGUUCUGCUAUUGGUCAUUAUGAUUUUGUGGAGGCCUACAAAUAAUAAUCAGAGAUAUGCUUUCACACCACUUCUGGAUGCACCAGAAGAUGAUGAAGAGGAAGAUGAGCAAUUUGUUAAUGAUGCAUUUGGUGUGAAGAUGAGAGGUUACAGGAGUACUUCUCCAAAACCAAAGUCUACCAACAAUGUGGAAGAUGACCUCAAGUGGGUUGAAGAGAAUAUUCCUUCAACAUUAGCUGAUACGGCUCUGACAACCAUGGAUUCUGAUGAGGAAAUAAUGACAACGAAGUUUGAAGUAUCCAAGCUGCAGUAAUUUGAAAGAAGAAAUCUGUAUAUUAGACACGUUAAUUAAUUUUUAGUACCAUUAGUUGUUGUGUGUCUGUACCAUGUGCAUGGACAUGUGUGGAUGUAUGCACAUAAUGGAAAGAUGCCUUCUACUGAAUUUGGUUGGAUUCUGAUAUCCAGUUUUGAGGCUGUGGAAUUAAUUCUGUGUUUCUUCAUUUGCCCAUCUCUAGCAAAAACAUCACUAGUUUUUCAUUUUCAUUGUUCUUUUAAAUGUAUAUGAAUGCUUCUAUCCAGUGUCUGUAUGAUGGUUUUAUGUUCUCUGAUUACACGUGUGCUUAAAGGAGACUGCAAAUUAUUAUAAACAGUCUAAGAAAUCUUAGUAACUUACUCCACUUAAGUUUUUUAGUGACAGAAUAUUAUCAGUUGUUCAUAUUAUAGAUUAAAAAUAUAUUGAUAUGCGCAAUACAUUUAAUUUCUUACUUUUUACCAUGUAACAGUGAUGUAGUCAUAAUGGCAUUCUUGUAACACAUGAAUAACAAAAGUAUUUUGAAAAUUUCUUUAGUGGAAACCUUUUACUUUGUAGUUAUAGUUGAUAAACUUGCAUAAUUUUGAAUUUCACAUUCAACAUGACAUACUAUGCAAGGCUUAGAACAUUCUGGUAAUGCUUAUGUAAAAUAAAUAAAAAUGUAGAUAUAUUAAGCUUCAGUUGGAGAUUGCUAGAUAGGGCUAUGGUGGUCCUGUACUUAAUAUGAAUUUUGUGCAUCCAGAACAUACAGGUGGGCCAGACUCAAUUA